Trametes versicolor FP-101664 SS1 is the source of this 957-nucleotide messenger RNA. RefSeq lists its product as uncharacterized. Bases 1 to 957 code for a protein of 318 amino acids. The record is from RefSeq and is a predicted model, not a curated record. The transcript has a single exon. NCBI's taxonomy places the organism in Eukaryota, Fungi, Basidiomycota, Agaricomycetes, Polyporales, Polyporaceae.
AUGUAUGCCGGGCUUGUCCAGAACCUCACAAUGUUCAGCCACAUCAAGACGUCUCCAGAUUACCUCUACGUUUCUCCGGACAUGUGGCGCCAACUCCUACCCCCGCACAGACCUGUCUUUACCAACCUCCGCAACCUGGUCUUUAGUUUGAGCUGGAAAUAUCAAGAGGAAGAUGCUAUUCCUCUGCACUGCCUUCUCGGCCCCAACCUGGAGAGUUUAUGCCUCCACUUCAACUGCGGAGACCUUCCAUUCGAGGACCAGUUGCACGACGCUGAGUCGGGCGCCAGCGUGGCUGCGAUGUCGGUGACUGAUUUGCUCGCCCACCUUCCCCAGAUGUCCCCCCGCUUACGUGAACUGCAACUCUUUCUUGGCCCCUCCACGUACGCACAUGGUCCACUGGCACAGACGUUACAAGGACUGCAGAGCCUCACCGAGUUCAGGAUCAUAUCAAGCACUCCACUUUCCCCCCACGGUGUGAUGGUGCUCUCUUCCCUGCCUUGUCUCGUAACUGCCCUGUUGGACAUACGAGCUGCAGAUUUCCCCCCUCACAGCAUGACGGAGAGGCCCGGUGACUCUGUCAACUUCCCCGCUCUCCGCAAGCUUCGCCUCUUGGUAGACACCGCCGAAUGCGCAGCGACGCUUCUCUCUUGGUCCGUGAUUGACCCCCCAGGGCUCGUCGAGCUUAUCGUCAGAGUCGAGGUUGAGACGAACAUCACGCCUCUUCAAUUCGCGUCAAUCACGGCCACGCUCCCCGCAAAGCGUUGCCGCAUCACACUCGAAACGAUCGUCUUGCACGGAGCCAGCAAGUUCAAAUGCGAUCACCCUUCGCUCGUGGCUUAUCCACCUUCUGCCAUGGCGCCUCUUUAUUCUCUAUCAGCGCUCAGGACCGUUCAUUUACUCGGUGACUGCUACGCCUCCCUCGACGACGACGCGCUUGCCGACAUGGCACGCGCGUGA